CUGUUUCAUAUGGUUUCCUUUCCGCUGUCUCAGACGCGGUGCUUUAAACCAGUUAUGCUAAAGGACAAUUGUAUCGUUCUAUUAAAUGUAAUUUGUUCACUGGAGGCGUCGCUUUAUUGAGGAAUCACGCAAUCAUCUUUAUCGUGUCAUGAUGUGGUUUCCGGUGUUUUUGCGUUCUCGUCUGGGAGCAGUUUAACUAGAAGUCCCGGCUUUUUUGGCCUAGCUGAUGAUUAGAAAAACAACUCUAAGCAAACCGCAGCGUGAGGUAGAUAUACCCAGGCAUCACAAAAUCAUUGGAGAGACUACUAAAACUACUGAAAAGAUUGCAUCUCGUUAAAAUGAAUCAUUUAUUGUGUAAAAGUACCUUUGGAUCUCUCUUACCAUCAUGGAAGUUAAGAGUUUUGAGUUGUUAUAAAUGUUUUUGUUCAUCUCAGUUACAAACUGAAGCAAGAGAAACAGAUACAAAUCAGAGACGAAUGAACCCUCUCAAUAUACAGAUGCUUUCCAAAGGACUUCAUGAGCAGAUAUUUAAGGGUGAACAAAUACAGUACUCUGAUGAAGACGUUCAGAAGAGCAUAAAACACUUAAAACAUCAUGAACUUUGGGGCCAAGAAACCUCUACCAUCCCUGAUGUAGAGUUACAACUUCCAAAGAUGUAUGGAAGCAGCAUUGAGGAGCACUUUCAGAUUAUAGCUCAGAAACAAACAUUUCCGUACUUAGAGGCAGCUAAUGACCUUCUACAAUGUCAGCUUCCAGAAAUGCCACAAGAAUGGGCUUGGCAAACUGGAUGGACAAAAUAUAUAACUGGAGGAGGAAAAGAGAUGGUGGACUUUCCAGAUGAAAGGGCUUUGGUCUUUGAUGUGGAAGUGUGUAUGUCUGAGGGUCAGUGUCCAACACUGGCAGUAGCAGUAUCCCCUCACUGUUGGUACUCAUGGUGCAGCAGAAGGUUAAUAGAAGACCGAUACACCUGGUCUAGUCAGCUCUCUUUAUCUGAUCUUAUACCACUGGAGACUUCAGUGAAUUCUAACUGUAUUAACAAACGUGAUUGGACAGAGAGGCUUGUGGUGGGGCACAAUGUCAGCUUUGAUAGAGCAUAUGUUAAAGAACAGUAUCUCAUCAAAGGCUCCAAAAUGCGUUUUAUAGACACAAUGAGCAUGCACAUGGCUAUAUCAGGCUUAACAGGAUUCCAGCGUACUCUUUGGAUGGCCAGUAAGCAUGGUAAAAAGAGAGGCCUGCAGGAGGUCCAGCAACACAUUAAGAAAACCCGCAGUAAGACUGAUGGACCAGCAAUCAGUACAUGGGAUUGGGUGAACAUCAGCAGCAUUAAUAACCUGGCAGAUGUGCACGCGCUCUAUGUGGGAGGUUCACCUCUUGAAAAGGAAGCUAGAGAGCUUUUUGUUAAGGGGAGCAUUAAAGACAUCAGAAUUGCAUUUCAGGAAAUGAUGAAAUACUGUGCCCUUGAUGUCCAAGCAACACAUGAAGUGUUUCAGGGACAGUUUCCACUCUUUAUUGAAAGAUGUCCUCAUCCAGUCACCUUGGCAGGAAUGUUAGAAAUGGGAGUUUCUUAUUUACCUGUUAAUCAUAACUGGGGGAGGUACCUUGAUGAAGCACAGAGCACCUAUGAGGAUCUCCAAAAGGAAAUGAAAAAGUCCCUCAUGAACCUAGCUAAUGAUGCCUGCCAGCUUUUGUAUGAAGAUAGGUACAAGGAGGAUCCAUGGCUUUGGGAUUUAGAGUGGGAUAUCCAAGAAUUCAAGCAGAAAAAAAUAAAACAAAAUAAAAAGCACAAAGAUACAGAAGAAACGACAGAAACUCUGGCAAAUGCAGCACAUGCAGAUUUGAAUGAAGAUCCUGGUCCUCCUACGGAAGAAGAAGAAUCCAUACCUCCAACAAGUAAAGUUUACUUGGAGAAUCUAAAAGAAAAGACCAUGUCUUUAUUACCCAAAAGAAACCAGCACCUGCCAGGCCACCCUGAGUGGUACCGUAAACUCUGCCUUAAAUUAGAAGAUCCUGACUGGGUGCCCGGUCCUAGUCUUAUUAGCCUUCAGAUGAGGCUAACACCAAAACUAAUGAGAUUGACAUGGGAUGGUUUUCCGCUGCAUUACUCGGAAAAGUAUGGCUGGGGGUAUCUUGUUCCAGGAAGGAAAGACAACAUAUUGUCUUCUGAAGGGGAAGAAACUAUAUGUUGUCCAUACAGAGCCAUUGAGUUGAUUCAUAUGGAACACAAUAAAAAGAAGGAAAAAGGACAGCUUGUAUCACAAGAUGCUUCACUGAAAGAGGACUUUAUGCUAACAGAGGACAGCACGAUCUGGCAAAAGGUAGAAGAAUUAAGUAGAACUGAAAUCGAUCUUGGUUCUGAUGGACCAGCCAGUGCGACAGCUAAAAAACCCAAAUCAAAUAAAUUGGAGCGCCCUGCUGAACUAGAGUUUGAAAACUCACAAGCUCAUCACUAUGGAAACGGUCCUUGCAGUGACGUGAAUGUCUCAGGCUGCUGGUUCUAUAGGUUGCCACAUAAAGAUGGCAAUGCUAACAAUGUUGGAAGCCCGUUUGCAAAAGAUUUUCUCCCAAAGAUGGAAGAUUGUACGUUACAGGCUAGUACAGGGGACACCAGUGCAACACGGGCUUUGGAAAUAAACAAAAUGGUUUCAUUUUGGAGAAAUGCCCACAAACGGAUCAGUUCCCAAAAGGUGGUAUGGCUAAAAAAGAGUGAGCUCCCUCGUAUAGUCACCAGGAACCCUGAAUACGAUGAAGAAAAAAUGUAUGGUGCAAUCCUUCCUUUGGUAGUGUCUGCAGGAACCAUAACUCGCAGAGCUGUAGAACCAACAUGGUUAACCGCGAGUAAUGCACGAGCAGAUCGUGUGGGCAGUGAAUUAAAGGCCAUGGUACAAGUUCCCCCUGGAUAUCACAUAAUAGGAGCGGAUGUAGAUUCUCAGGAGCUCUGGAUAGCAGCAAUUCUUGGGGAGGCUCACUUUGCUGGAAUUCAUGGUUGUACAGCAUUUGGAUGGAUGACAUUGCAAGGUAAAAAAAGCAGUGGAACAGACCUUCAUAGUAAGACUGCAUCAACUGUGGGGAUAAGCCGGGAGCAUGCUAAAGUGUUUAACUAUGGUCGUAUUUAUGGAGCAGGACAACCCUUUGCUGAACGUCUGUUAAUGCAGUUUAAUCAUCGUCUUACUCAAAACCAAGCAGCUGAAAAAGCAAAGCAAAUGUAUGCAGUGACCAAGGGACUCAGGAGGUACAUCUUGUCUGAGGAAGCAGAAUGGCUGGUGAAAGAAUUGGGAAUUUCACUAGAGAGAGGGGAGAAAAACUCUGUGAGCCUACAGGAUGUACGAAAAAUUCAGAGAGAGGCAUCUGCAAAGUCGAGAAGGAAAUGGAAUUUGGUGAGUCAUAGACUGUGGACUGGAGGAACAGAAUCUGAGAUGUUCAAUAAAUUAGAGAGUAUCGCCAUGAAUCCCUCACCACGAACACCUGUGUUAGGGUGUUGUAUAAGCAGGGCUUUGGAGCCAGCAGCUGUAAAAGGAGAGUUUAUAACCAGCAGAGUGAACUGGGUUGUACAAAGUUCGGCUGUGGACUACCUGCACCUGAUGUUAGUCUCUAUGAAGUGGCUAUUUGAGGAGUAUGACAUAGAAGGGAGGUUCUGCAUCAGUAUACAUGAUGAGGUGCGUUACCUGGUCCAAAGUGAAGACAGAUACCGUGCUGCUUUGGCUCUGCAGAUCACAAACCUCCUAACAAGGUGUAUGUUCGCCUACAAACUUGGGAUGCAGGACUUACCCCAGUCAGUGGCAUUUUUUAGUUCAGUAGAUAUUGAUGAAUGUUUAAGAAAAGAGGUGGCUAUGGACUGCACAACUCCAUCCAACCCUACUGGUCUUGAGAAAAGAUAUGGCAUUCCUCAAGGUGAAGCAUUGGAUAUCUAUCAAUUAAUUAAAAAAACAAAAGGCAUAUUAUUAAAAGUGAGAUAAAACUAUUCCUUCAUGGCUGCUGAUGCUGUCGCUGUCUGACUCCUGUGGAGCUCAAUUGUAAUUAUUUAAUUUUUAUUUUAUUUUCUUAAUGGAAUUUGUUGUUUUUAUCAAUGUUUUUCAAUCUUAUUUGAUUUAGUACUUCAUAAGAAAAGUUAUGGUCAAAAUAUCUGCUAAGAGAUUGUCAGAAACACAAAAAUGUAUCAAUAAAGAUUAAAAGAUGAAAUUGCUGAAAAUAA
Bombina bombina (fire-bellied toad) is the source of this 4189-nucleotide messenger RNA. RefSeq names its product DNA polymerase gamma, catalytic subunit (gene POLG). The record is from RefSeq and is a predicted model, not a curated record. The coding region runs from base 339 to 3953 and encodes 1204 amino acids. NCBI's taxonomy places the organism in Eukaryota, Metazoa, Chordata, Amphibia, Anura, Bombinatoridae. The transcript has 23 exons. Gene Ontology annotation, biological process: mitochondrial DNA replication. Gene Ontology annotation, cellular component: mitochondrion; gamma DNA polymerase complex. Gene Ontology annotation, molecular function: 3'-5' exonuclease activity; DNA-directed DNA polymerase activity; DNA binding.